UACUUACAGUACCUACGUAUAGCGCAAGCGUAUUCGAAUUCGUUCGUGUGUGAAUUUUAAGAGAGAAUUAUUAUGGCCGAUACCGCAGUUGCAACAGAGGCACCCGCUCCGGCGACGCCCGCCAAGAAGCCGAAGGCCGCCGCAUCUGGUGCUGCGAAGAAGCCAAAACCGAAACCCACUCACCCGAAGACGUCGGAAAUGGUCAACAGCGCUAUCAAAGAGUUGAAAGAGAGGAGCGGAUCGUCGCUUCAGGCCAUCAAAAAGUACAUAUCCUCCCAAUACAAGGUGGACGCUGAAAAAUUGGCACCGUUCAUUAGGAAAUAUUUGAAGAGCGCCGUAGAGUCCGGUACGUUGAUACAGACCAAAGGCAAGGGUGCGUCCGGCUCGUUCAAACUCGAAUCCAAGUCGUCGUCCGCCAAGAAACCGGAGGCCGCGAAAAAGUCCGCCGCUAAGAGCGCCACCUCCGCUGCGACCGCUAAAAGCAAGAAGUCCGCCGCGGCGAAGGGCGGCAGGAAGGCCGCAUCGGCCGCAUCCUCGGCGGCUGGAUCUCCGUCGAAGGGGGCCAAAUCGGCUUCCGCUACUGCCAGGGACAAGAAGGCCGCCGCCGCCGCCAAGAAGAAGACACCCGCAGCGUCCGCCAAGAAGGCGUCCGCCGCCUCUCCGUCCAAGUCGAAGGGGGCCGCCGGUGGUGCCGCAUCGAAGGCUAAAAAGUCUGCGAAACCACCCACCAAAAAGCCUAAAGCACCCAAACCGAAGAAGGCCGCUCCCAAAUCGAAACCGGCAGCGAAGAAGGCCACCUCCGCCGCCAAGAAGUAAAAAGCGCGACCGACGAAGCGUCAUAAUUAUUGACCGAGAUACGUCUCGCCGUGUGUUGUUUGUUUUUGUGGUUGUGCGCAGCAGCUGUUGUAGUCUAACAACGACGAAGAUUUGUACCGAGGUCACGUUAUGGUGCCGUGGUGCGUUCGUGUAUACUGCAUUUAUAAUGAAUUUAUUAUGUGCAGCCUACACGUUAAUAAUAAAAAGCCCUUUUCAGGGCUAACAUAUAACUCUUA
Molecule: messenger RNA, 1052 nt
Organism: Aricia agestis (brown argus)
Lineage: Eukaryota; Metazoa; Arthropoda; Insecta; Lepidoptera; Lycaenidae
Product: histone H1B-like
Exons: 1
Coding region: 73-816 (247 amino acids)
Biological process (GO): nucleosome assembly
Cellular component (GO): nucleosome
Molecular function (GO): structural constituent of chromatin; DNA binding
Source: RefSeq, a predicted model, not a curated record